CUGCACGAAAGAUGCGGCGGUUAGCCAGCUUGCUAGGUUGCCGGGAAGGCGAAAUCGCUACAUCUUCCUCUUCAGAAGAGCGGGAGAUUCCUGAGGACGAGCUAAUUCUGAGUCAAGGCAUACUUCCAAAGCAUACCUCCAAGCAAGCCCCACGGUCAGCUUACCAGUUCAAGCCAAGGGGCAAGGCUCCAAACCGGUACACUCCGGAAGAUUAUGUCAACCGAGGAAAGAAGGUUGUCACUGAGGAGGAUGACGGGCCGCCGCGGAGAUCAGCUUUGUCGAGGAUGAGGAACGACGAGCCGUUCUCUUCAGAUGAGGAGGAGGAGGAGGAGCAGGAGGAGCAGGAGCAGCAGCAACAACAGCCACGGCAGCGGACGAAGAGGAUGGCCGUCCGGAAGCAGCCCGCGAGGACGGCACGUCGAGGACGCUACUAGGAUGUGCUACGUGUUGUUGUGAACUCUAUAUUCAUAAGUAUCGAUUUGUGAACCCUAUGUCAUGUCGAACCAUGGUCU
Messenger RNA from Lolium perenne, 512 nucleotides. RefSeq lists its product as uncharacterized. NCBI's taxonomy places the organism in Eukaryota, Viridiplantae, Streptophyta, Magnoliopsida, Poales, Poaceae. The record is from RefSeq and is a predicted model, not a curated record.